Humulus lupulus (European hop) is the source of this 1737-nucleotide messenger RNA. Its product is annotated as chaperone protein dnaJ 49-like. Gene Ontology annotation, biological process: cellular response to misfolded protein. Gene Ontology annotation, molecular function: Hsp70 protein binding. The transcript is spliced from 3 exons. The record is from RefSeq and is a predicted model, not a curated record. Bases 260 to 1360 code for a protein of 366 amino acids. Gene Ontology annotation, cellular component: endoplasmic reticulum membrane. Lineage: Eukaryota; Viridiplantae; Streptophyta; Magnoliopsida; Rosales; Cannabaceae.
CAGAUUAACUCAUCUAGUAAAAAAAUUAUAAAAAACGAAAAACUGUUACAACUCAAACUAUAGAACUUCGAAACCACCCACAAUCCCGUCUUCAUCCCCAAAUUACCCCAAAAAAUGAAACCCUAAUUUGAUCAAUCAAAUUUUAUAUUUUCAGGCGAAAUCUUACCACUACUCAUCUCCAUCGGAUCGAACUCAGCCUGGUUUUCCAUCUCCUUUUGCCCUACAGCUCUAGGGCUUUUCAUUUUUUUUGGGGGGGGAGAUGGAUGGGAACAAAGAAGACGCUUUGAAAUGCUUAAGAAUUGGGAAAGAAGCCAUGGAAGUUGACGAUCGUAAUCGUGCCCGGAAAUUCUUUACGAAAGCUCAGCGUCUCGAUCCAACUUUAUCUGUUGAUGAUCUCUUAUCGGCGGUUAAGAAGGAUUCCGGUGGCGAACGAUCGCCGUCUGAUGCGGAUGCAUCGUCUAAUGGUCCGUCUGAUUCAACUUCUUCUAAACCGUCCGAUCAACCCUCUCUUCGUCAGAGGGUCCCAUCCACUGGGUCAUCCUCAUCUCCCUCAUCGGCUGCGGCCGCUCAUACACCUGAGCAGAUAGCGAUAGUGAGAGAGAUUAAGAAGAAGAAGGAUUACUAUGAGAUUUUGGGGGUGGAGAAGAGUUGUAGCGUUGAGGAUGUUCGAAAGGCUUAUAGAAAGCUCUCAUUGAAGGUUCAUCCUGAUAAGAACAAGGCACCAGGUGCUGAAGAAGCUUUCAAGUCUGUAUCUAAAGCUUUUCAAUGUCUUAGCAGUGAAGAGAGUAGGAGAAAGUACGACCUUGUUGGAUCUGAUGAGCCCGUUUAUGAGCGACGAACGACAAGACAUGCUGCUCAUGGGUUCAAUGGCUUCUAUGAUGCUGAUGUUGACGCAGAGGAGAUUUUCAGGAACUUUUUCUUUGGUGGAAUGGCUCCGGCGACGCAGUUUCGUGGGUUUAGUUUUGGAACUGGAAUGGGGCAUAGGCAACAACCAGAUCACAAUGGUUCCGGUGGGUUCAAUGUUCGUGCACUGAUUCAGAUUCUGCCAGUUCUGCUUAUUCUUGUUCUGAAUUUUUUGCCAUCUUCUGAGCCAAUCUAUUCUCUCUCUCGAUCUUAUCCUUACGAGUACAAGUUCACUACCGAAAAGGGUGUCAAUUAUUAUGUUAAGUCGACGAAGUUCGAGCAGGAUUAUCCUUUAGACAGCCGGGAACGUGCUUCUUUUGAGCACCAGGUUGAGAGAGACUACUUUGGUAUUCUUGCUCAGAAUUGUCGGCUUGAAAUUCAGCGUCGUCAGUGGGGCUUUAUUCGUGAAACACCGCACUGUGACAUGUUGCAGCGGUUUGAGACACAGGCUAACUGACUUCAAUGAAGAUUGCCUGUUUGGUUAAAGACUGAAAGUUCUUCAGUAUUUCUUUUCCUAUUCUGAAGAGUACACAAGGAAAGCAUAUGGGGGUUCCCAUUAGAGAAGAAAUGUAAUACUAGUGGUCUUUUUUUGUUUCCUUUGUUUCUUUUUCAUUAUCUAAGCUAAGGAACGUAUAGUAGCUAGAUUUGUCAAAACUUGACCGUAUCUUCUGUCUCAUCAUCUAUUCUUGCCUCUUACGUAUGGAACCUCAAUUUUUGUGUAAAAUUAUGAUUUAGCAUUUUAGCUAAUGCGUGCUGCUAUACAUGUAUUCAAUAAUCAUGAUUUCAUUAAGUACUUAAAAAUCUAUAAUGGAGUACAGGUUCUGUUGGCUACAA